This is a messenger RNA of Lentinula edodes (shiitake mushroom), 1978 nucleotides long. RefSeq lists its product as uncharacterized. The coding region runs from base 47 to 1879 and encodes 610 amino acids. The record is from RefSeq and is a predicted model, not a curated record. NCBI's taxonomy places the organism in Eukaryota, Fungi, Basidiomycota, Agaricomycetes, Agaricales, Omphalotaceae. The transcript has 3 exons.
AAACACGUUUCUUUUCCGUCUUUCAUCACCCCAUACCACCACUACGAUGAGCUUGAGGCGCCAGAAUCGCGUCUCUACGCUUGCAAUAGUACUCCCACAUCCUCCUUUACUCCGGCGCCGCUCUUCGUUGCUCUCUCAAGGCUCUAUUAAUUCCCCACAUACACCAAGAACCUCCAAUUGUGCUUCGCCUACCUGUCAGUCAUGGCUGUUUGCAAACAAUAACAAUAGGAAGAGUACAGAUAGCUGGAAUAGCUCAAAUCAGGAUGUAGGAGAGGAUUGUGAAUCAGAGUGGAAGGCAGACCAGAUUUUGCUAUUAUCAAGGACUUUGGACGCUCUCCCUUCACAUCUCGUCACUCCCUUCAAUGGUCCUAUCCCCCCUUCAAAUCUCCUUGACAAAAUUGCUCGUGGAGUCGCUAAUGCAAAAGGUCCUGCCGAGUGGCCCCACUCCCUGCGUGCGACCCGUGUCAAACUCAUUGAGAUUGCCCGGCAACGUGCUAAAGAGGACCCUCCACGGGGACCUAAAUACGUGGUGACGGACGAAAACGAUGACAUUUCCUGUUAUUCUACAGACAGUGACAUGAAUAAUAGAAAACGAUCGCGAGUCAUAUCCCGACGUCCGCUCUAUCGUCAAUCUAGUAUGGACUUUGUAAAUCCUGGCGACCGUAAGAAUGGGGAUAAUAUAACUCGUUUAUCCACUCGCUUGCAGCGCACAGAUAGUCUUGUCCCAAACCCGACUUAUCAUCCUUACACAAGAUCUCGUGCUCGUGCUCAAACUCAGUCGCAAACUCAAGCUCGUAUCGAUCAGAUGAAUCGUCGAUCCUCGUCGCCUCCUCGGCCCGCGCACGUUCCUUCUCUCAUUAGCCCCUCUACACCCAGUUCCUCCACCCUCAAUUCAUUCUCGUCUCUCUCAACCUCCGCUGCUCGUCCCCACGUCAUUCGUCGUUCAGCUUCGACAUUUAGCAGCUCGGACAGCUCAAUGAUCAGCGGAAAUCGAAGUAGCCUAGCUGACAGUGAGGUUAAGGCACAUCUCUUGCCAUCCGUUCUACCCAAUCCCAUCGACGCUCGAGUUCAACGUGUGCGAAGAUCUGAAUCAUUUUAUAAUCCGCCGUAUAGUGCAUCGAAUGAUAAUCAUCCUUUCGUAGCCUCUGCAAGAACCCCUCCGUCUACCCGCCAGGCCUUCAAGCGUGCUCCGUCUUAUGGUGCGCUUGUCCAGGAAGCCAGAGAAAGGGAGAAAGAAAAGCGUUCAAAUGGUGCCGUCCCGCACAUAUACGGGUCGAAGAGUAGGGAGGAGAUGAAUGUCAGUCCAUGCCCCUCUAGUGACGAGGAAGAGAAACUACGUAAUAAUCAGGCGAAAAAGGUGAAAGGGCCUGGAGGAAAAGCCAGCAGAAGUCCUGCUGCCUCACUCCCACCCGAUUCUCCCAGUUCGGACCAAGGGAAAGCAAAGAAGCGUACUAAAGCGAAAGACGCGGUUUUCUCGGAAAGUAAGGCUACAUCAUCUCGUCUUAAAUCUCCUCCUCCUGCGUCUAUUUCUGCAGUGGUCCCUACUCAGCCCUUGGGUCGUCCAGGUCCACAGAUGAAUCUACAACAUUCAAGUAUAUUUGGGGAAGAAUUGCCUCAUCUACAUAUUCCAGCUAGUCGUCCUAUCCCUUCUGCCUCUUCAUCGUCGUGUAAUCCACGUCAUACUGCCACCCCCAGUCAGCCUGCAAGUCAGCCUGCAGGGCCUCCUCGAAAAACUCUUCGACGUGUCAAGCGUUUGGCUCCCUCUAGAAAAAUCUCUUUUGGGAGUCUAGUCGCCCCUAAUGGCAAUGAUACUGACGUCGAAGAAGACGACAAAGGAGGACAACAUCCCAAAUUAGGGAGUGCUUUCCAAUUGUCCUAAUUUAACCAUGACCAAGUUGGCGAAUCCUCGCAUCCUCGGUCUGUACUAUCUCAAAAAAAAACUUCCCUAUUUGCCUGCCUUCCGGUGGUUCACAUCGUC